AUGGUCGAAUUGACAUGGAACAGAAAUCCGAUUCCCGAAUCUCGACCGACCAAAAUCAAGUCAAUGGCGCCUCCCAUCGCGCCCCCGACGCCGCAAUCCCAGGCGCCGGAAACAACCUUCGAACCAUGUGCCUCCACGGCGUCCCUCUUCCUCUACGCCCAAGGCUCCGUGAUAAAUUGCCUGCAUCAUGACACGCUGGCCCUCGAACGAAAGUUCGACCACCACAAGGCCGAUAUUUCAUUCAUCUCUGUCGACAAUGUCAGCGAACGAGGUGCGGGGAGGCUGGUUGCGAGCUAUGAUCAGGGACAGACAACCAUUGUGUGGGAUUUGUUCACGGGAGCCGAGCUCGCUCGCUUUGCGGCAUUCGAGCAUCUGAGGGUCGCAGCCUGGAUGCGCAAUGGCAACGUAGCGUUUGGAAACGGCAAGGGCGAUGUUGUUCUUUUUGAACCAUCCACCUCGGAGCAUGUCUCGACACGGACCAUCUUUGACCCUAUUACAGCAUUGGCCCCGGCAUCAGACUGCCGCACAUAUGCUAUUGGUUAUCAAAAUGGUUCUAUCUUGAUCGCCACCCUCCAUCCUACCUUCACCAUCUUACAUACGAUGUCGACCUCUCGCGGUCCCUCUCCCAUCGUCUCGUUAGCAUGGCAUGCAUCGUCGUCCAAGCAAAAGUCCGACAUGCUUGCAACCUUAUCAUUCAACGGAGACCUGCGGGUGUGGAGCGUCGCAAAGCCACCCGGUAAAGAGGCUCCUCGCGUCAUUCGUUUCCUCAAGCGAUCCGAUCCUUCGUCUUCGGAGCCGAAAUGGAUGGCCUGGUCCAAGAAUGGGCGAAUUGUGCAGUACCUCGACGGAGAGACAUGGGCGUGGGAUGUCAGAACGAAACAUGUUACUUACGAGCCGAUCCCGACCAUAGACAACCCCCGGGGUUUCGCAAGUUAUGGCCCCACCGCCACGCUUUUCACCCUGGGACCAAACCAUACAGUGCAGCAGUAUGACCUGGAAAACCCGGGGAUGGUUGCCAAUGUGCAGCACCUUCCUCCCCGUCCUCUCUCUACUGCCUCAGCAGAGCGGUCCGGACGCGUCCUACAAGAUGCACCGGACCUCAGGGAGCAAGGCCCCCUGUAUGGUAGCAGACACGCCCCGUUUGAUCAGAGCGGAAUAGACGCGGUCCGGCAGCAACGUGCAGAGAUAGGAAGUCCGGCUUCAUCCCGGAGCCAUGCUAAUUCGGUCAGCUCCAAGGCAUCAUCGGGAAAGUAUAGGGUGGUACCAUUCUCGCCACCGAGUAGGUCCGGGCAAACAGGCACUUCUUUCUCGAUCACUUCGGCGAGUGGGCGGGAAACCCCCCAACCCUCCGGGGCAUCUUACGCCUAUGCCUCUUCAGUGUCGAUGUCGUCCGUCAAGAGCUCUCGUGCGGGGUCCCGCCUGCGGAACGAAGUUCAUCUGAGCCCGGCAGAGCAGCGCGUAGACCUUUUUCCGUUCACACGCGCGCGGCUAAAUGAUGUCCCUUACCGGAGCCAUCGUCCCUUGGAUGAGACUCAUCUUACUCCGGACGAUCUUCGGCGACAGAUGCUCAGUGUCGUCUUUGGAUGGGACGGCGAUAUACACGACUUAAUCAAAGACGAAUUAUUCCGCCAUCCUCCUAGCAGUCAUAGUGCCAUUCUGUUAGCACAAUGGCUCGGCCGAUCUGACACAGACGAGACGGCAUCCAUGAUCGAUGCUGGACCAGCGUCACUUACUGAUUGGAUGCUGGUAGCUUUGAGCCAGAUGACGGGGGAAUCCCAAGCAAACAAAGUUGGCCAAGCGUUUGCGCAGAAGCUGCUCGAGGUUGGCGAUAUACACACUUCCGCUACUAUCUUGCUCGGUCUCGGGGACAAGAACGAAGCCAUCGAGGUUUAUGUUUCGCAAAAUUACUACAUGGAAGCUAUCCUGAUGACCUGUCUUCUGACUCCCGCGGAUUGGCAGCGCCAGUCAUAUUUGGUCCGCCGAUGGGGCGAGCAUGUUGUUUCCCAUGCUCAACAACAGCUUGCAAUCCGUUGUUUUAUGUGUACCGGUGUGGAGCCGUCGGACCCCUGGAUGUCUCCGGCUGCUCAACAAGCCACCUCGUUUGCAGAGAUGAUUUCCGGAAGAUCGCCCAUGACGUCCCCCGAGCCACGACCUCCAUCUCAAGGAUCCAACUUUCUGCGUGCGAACUCCCAGCCCAAGGUUCCAGCGAACAAUCGGCCUAAUCUAAAGACCCCGGCUCUCAAGCUGAUUACCUCUUUCGAUCCCCAGCCCAACAAAUUCCGGUUUCCGGGUCUGAAGUCGGACGAUAGAACCCCCACAAAUGCUCCAGGGGUUACCCCCAUCGCAGAAUCCGCCGUGGGAGGGUCUGCUAUAUCUCCCGGGGGACUUGGAUCUUACAGAGCGAACAAUAUCCAAAGUCUGAACAAUGCGAUGAACGCAAGAACAGGCACCCCUGCCUUCACCAGAAGACGUCUAGCUUCCAUCGGGGAGACUCCCGUAGACGUGCAUCCGCCCUCAUUCCCUCCGCAUGGUAUCAGCAAAUCCACGGAGUAUGUUUCAUCAGCUGAGCAAGCCAACGGUCACCAGGAUGAAUCCCAGAGGCAAGACGAGGAUCUGGGCCCAUCUCUGCUGUCGUCUGCAAGGUAUGACCCUGACAAAGACUCAUACAAACCAAGUCCGCAAACUGCUGUCCAAGACCACGCAGACCAGUUUGCCAGCAUCAAGGGCCUCCCUUCUCCGGCGCCUGGAGUUUUUGAAGCCCUCAAAGAGCGGUCAGACAGUCGGAACGGAUCGAGAGACCGAAAGCCGGACGGCUUACAGCUGAAUCUAUACCAGAGUGAUGCUUCCGACAGCGGUAUGCUUGGUCCUCCCAGCAGCACGAUGGCCAAUGUUCGAAGUCCGGCGUCGACAUUGAACAGCUACAACUCGGCAAAGAGCCCCAGCGUGAGCGGCCGGAGCAUUGACCAGUAUAUCAGCAGCCUCGAUGAAGCUAACUACCACUCGCGAAAAUACACUCGCGGCAGACGGAACACAGACGAUAACGCCAGCCAGACUUCAGCACGGCGAAUCACCUCCCGAACAACUUCCCAGGAUACCACUCGUGGUCAGAACGAAAGAAGAUACAUUCAACCGGCCAAGCGAUCACCAUCCUCUCCGGUUCCCAUGUCUCCAGGAGAAAUCGCCCAAUACAGCAGAAGCACCGGAACCAAGGCCCCCGCCUCUAAAUCGCGUACUGGAAGUCGGGUGAGAAAACCGCGUUCUCGGCAUUCAUCCGAACGUCGUGGGAAUCGUUCCACCAGCCGAAAGCCCACCAGCCGGGUCGCUGCUGACAAGAACGAUGCGUACCGGGGCCGCAGCGUUGACCGACAGAGCUCUGGCGAUAGAUCGCCAUCUUCCCCUUUACCCAUGUCACAGGCAGAUGACGCUCUAAGGCUGGUGACCAGUGAUAGAGAACGGCUGCGGAGCCGCCAGCGCAGUAGCAGUCGCCGUCCUGACAAAGUAGCUGGAUCCCGGCGAGAUGGCUCUCCCGACAGCAGACACUCGCGAGCGACCUCACGCACCCGCCAGGGGCAUGAGUCGAAUACAAAUAUGGACACGCUGGCAGCCGACAGCAGUGCUCAGAUCAGCAUCCACGCACAUGAGGUGGCUCCCGAACCCCAAGAGAUUUACAUCGAAGCUCAGAAUGCCAGCAAUGCAACCUUGCCAAUCCCGGGGCUGAUCGAUCGGAGACGAAAGGAGCUUGCCGCCGCCGAGUUGGAGGCCCGGCGACUCUCGCUUGCGCGGAAUCCCUCCGCGCCGAAUAUCCCGUUUCCUGGGGAGCUGCAGCGGGUACGAAGCCCUCCGAGUAGCCCCCCAGUGACGAGGAACUCCAUCAAUCAGCGCACCCCGGCAAGACGAAGAGCGUCAAUGAGCAAGGGCUCGCCCGAGUAUCCUAGUAGCUCGGACUCAGGGUCAUCACGAUCUGGAGGGCCAAUGGGACUACCGGCAACUCCUAAAGCGAUGCGGCAUCCAAAAUACCCUAACGGUUACGAAGAGUCCGUCUCGUCCGUGCCCAGCGUGCCGGAUAGUUUCCUGACCUUGAGCGAUGCAAGGUACCAGGGUGAAGCGGAAAAGAUCGUUCGUUCCAUGUCAGUUCCCGUGCCGGAGCAUCAACCGGGGCCCAUGCCCAUGGACCUGCCAACCCACCCGAGAUUUAACCCUCACCUUCCCCAAAGUCGAUCGACCAGUAAGAACCGAAGUACGGGCCAUCAUCGAGAGAGUUCCCGCGAAUUGGCAGCCGGAACCUACGGCUCGUCUCCGGUCGCCAUCAGUAUCGAGGAGACAAACGAGGACGGUACCGUUCUGCGGGAGUUUGAACAUCCUCCCAUCCUACCCGAGCUGCAGCAUCUCAACAACACCCCGCCGCCCCCACCUCCUGCUCCUUCCGUUCCUCUUGCGCCUGUUUCUCCGCGUGCCUCAUCUGGAACUAUAGACAUUGCCAUUGACAACGAGAACCUGGGACAACUGCUCCCUCGAUCCAUGACGGCGGCUCCCACAAUCGGCAGCGAGAUGCACCAUAUAAUAGAGCGACGGCCUACGUCGCUUGAACACCGACGGGGCAAAAGCAUCAACGAGAGCUUCUCGCAUAAGAUACGCAAUCUAACACGCAUGCGCAGCAACAGCCGGGGCCUGGACGCGUGGGGGUCCCCAUCUGAGUCUGCACUGCCAUAUGAAAGUUUACAGACGUCGCAAAGUCGGAUCUAG
Aspergillus clavatus NRRL 1 is the source of this 4743-nucleotide messenger RNA. Its product is annotated as WD40 repeat domain-containing protein. NCBI's taxonomy places the organism in Eukaryota, Fungi, Ascomycota, Eurotiomycetes, Eurotiales, Aspergillaceae. Bases 1 to 4743 code for a protein of 1580 amino acids. Gene Ontology annotation, molecular function: transcription factor binding. Gene Ontology annotation, biological process: positive regulation of transcription by RNA polymerase II. The record is from RefSeq and is a predicted model, not a curated record. The transcript has 5 exons. Gene Ontology annotation, cellular component: nucleus.